UUGUUUUUGUUUUUCCAAGGGCUUAAACUAUGCAAUACCCCGACAAAGAGACUGAUCAAAUAGUCUGCUCUGGCCAGUAUUGAGGCGAAACAGACUGAUCGGCGUAACGAUUUCAGGAUCCAGGCUUUUAUAUGACAAUAAGCACGAGGUUACAAGAAGGAUGCAAUCGCACGUCUAACGCAUACUGUAAUGCAUACUCGUGUUAUUGUAGUGCGAUCAUAUCAAACAGAAUACAACCAAACACCCGGUGUCAUAAAGAAAUUCAACAGUUGUGAGCAGCUUUCAUCAGGAUUCAAUAUCUGAAGAGCGUGUCGGUGGAGCUUGACGGGAUGCAUUUACCUGCGAGCUUCUGGCCAGCAGUGAGCGCCUGAACCUUUGCCAGUGGUCGGAGGAUACGCCCCGUGUUCGCUGUCCGGAAGCUGCGGGGCUGAGGAUGUACGCCGGAGGAAUAAACAGAGCGAUCUCACUGGAAACGCAUGCAAGUUUUUAAUUCAAGCUGCAGAGGUGUUACAAACUGUGAGACCCUAAUCCACUAGCCCUUGUCGAUACGUCAAACUAAAUGUACAGAGGAUAAAGAGCUGAAAAGAAGAGAAUAAAACAUUUCUUUUAACCCUUGAUCGUAUAUUGAUAUACUCGCUGUAUUGUCCUGGCUUACAUGCAAUCCAAACUGUCACAAAGAAGGCUGCUGAAGACGAACUGUACGAUUUACGGCAGGGAUUCGUUUUUGGAGAUCACAUUCAUAGAAAAAUACGGAGCUUCUGAACUCUGCCUCCCUCAGAGUCUGCGCCACAGUGGCCCUGCUGGAUUGAGAGGUCUGUAGCGGUGCCCCCCCCCCCCCCCCGUCGAUUCGGACCCCUCCACCUCUCCCAGGCCCCCGGACCCUCCUCAUCUGCGCAGAUCCCCUGAAGCUCUGAGGGGACCUGCUGCCUGACGUUUGGAUAUACCGGUGAGCACAGGAAGCUUACAGCAAAAUUUUGGACCCGGUUCUCCCAUUAGACUUGGCAGCUGGACGACGUCGGAAGGGAAAACUCUAAGCUUUCGCCAGGAGUUCUCCUCUGACGACAACUCCGACGUGGUCAAGGAUACAGAUGCUAAUCUUUUAGCCGUCCUUCCCAGGGUUUCAGAACUAAGGAAGUAUUUCGAGCGUGUUGCCCGUGAUUUAGAGAUGAACAGGAAGGAGCGCAUCGCCAGACGCCUGGAGGGCAUCGAGGGUGAUGCUGGCCUGGUGUCCCACCGCCUGUUGGAGGAGGACACCCCACGCUACACACGUGCCACCGAUCUCUGUGAGCCGUGUGUUGUGGUGCGGAGAUAUAGCAGGGAAGAGCUGGCAGUCCCGCCGGCUGUAGAGGUUAUCGCCCCAGAGAGGCAGUCCAGAGUUCGAGUGCGAGCCGAACCGAAGACAACCCAGGCUCCGCCCUACAGCUCCACCUCGGUGCUGGCAGAGCUGGACUCCAAGGCAGAGCGGAUCGCCCGCUACAAGGCAGAGCGCAGGCGGCAGCUGGCCGAGCGCUAUGGGAUCUCCCUGGAUCAGGAGACGGAGGUGGAGCCCAGCACACCUCGCCAUGGUUACGGGCGCACACGUAUGCAGCUGGAGGAGGGGGGCAGGGGCUGUGGCCAGGGGCCACAGGAGAGACACUCCUUACGGGUUUCAGGGGGAUCACAUAGCAGCAGUUCUGGGGUGGGCCGGGUCUUCAUGGCGGCACAGCCAGGACCCCUCGUGGCUGCCCCCGGCUCCUCGGAGCAUGAGAGAGCGAUGAAUCUGGAGAACUCCAGGCGAGACCGAGACAGGGAGAGGGGAGCCCAGCCUGUGUCACCACCCAGCUACACAGACCCGCCAGUGUCCUCCACCAAGGCCCCUCCCAGAGAGCCACCCUUAGCAGGAGUGCCCAGCUCCCCCAGGCCCGGUCGCAGAGCCUCCCUGCCCACCCCGCGGUACGGCAUCUCCCCCGGGGACUUGUUCAUCGAGCAGCAGGCGCAGAACAUCCUCAACAGGCAAGGUAUUAGAGCUAGGGAGAGACGGAUGAAAGAUGACCUCUCACACAGGAGUGCAGAGUGGGGGUUUGACGCGCCACCCCCCAGGCAACACCCCCAGGUCACCAUUCACCAAGUGGUGCCUCACCCUAACCCCCCGCACGGCAGGAUGGCCGCCGCCCACCCAGAACCCACGCACGGCAGGAUGGCCGCCGCCCACCCCGAACCCACGAACGGCAGGAUGGCCGCCGCCCACCCCGAACCCACGCACGGCAGGAUGGCCGCCGCCCACCCCGAACCCACGCACGGCAGGAUGGCCGCCGCCCACCCCGAACCCACGCACGGCAGGAUGGCCGCCGCCCACCCCGAACCCACGCACGGCAGGAUGGCCGCCGCCCACCCCGAACCCACGCACGGCAGGAUGGCCGCCGCCCACCCCGAACCCACGCACGGCAGGAUGGCCGCCGCCCACCCCGAACCCACACACAGCAGGAUGGCCGCCGCCCACCCCGAACCCACGCACGGCAGGAUGGCCGCCGCCCACCCAGAACCCACGCACGGCAGGAUGGCCGCCGCCCACCCCGAACCCACGCACAGCAGGAUGGCCGCCACCCACCCCGAACCCACGCACGGCAGGAUGGCCGCCGCCCACCCCGACCCCACGCACGGCAGGAUGGCCGCUGCCCACCCCGAACCCACGCACGGCAGGAUGGCCGCCGCCCACCCCGAACCCACGCACGGCAGGAUGGCCGCCGCCCACCCCGAACCCACGCACGGCAGGAUGGCCGCCGCCCACCCAGAACCCACGCACAGCAGGAUGGCCGCCUCCCACCACGGUAUAAGGUCCCAGCAGACACCCAGUGCCAGCCGCCCCGUCGGCCAGUACCGGAGUCCUCAGAGGAGAGCCAGCAUGGAGUUUAACCCUGACAUGCAAGUGGCGGGCGGCUCGCCAGUCAAGACAGAGGGGCUGCUGCGGAGCAGGAAGGCCGUGCUGCCCUCAGAGGUGCGCCACUGGGAGAAGAGUGUUGACACUCCCUAUAUGGCUGGGCCAGGAGAGGAGGAAGAGGAUGAGGAGCAGUCAGUUCGCAUCAUAGGUCGACGGUUCAGUCGGAACAUGGAGGAUCACGCACCCAGAUUCAUGGAGCAAGCCCCGAAUCAGGUGCAGCAUGCCCCGGGUCCUCCUGAGCACACCCCAAGAGACGUGCAGCACAUCUCCAGGACCUCUGAGCCCAUCCACAGACAGGGUGAUCACACCAGGCCUCAGACCCACGCAGCAUACAAUCAGGAGCGCAUCUCGAGACCGAUGGAGCACAUACCAAAGUCCGCAGAUAGCACCUCUAGGGUGGCGGAUCAUAUAUCAAGGGCAGGAGAUGUGGUCAUCAGGCCUGUGGAGCGUACAUCCAAAGCCAUGGAGCACACACCGAGGCGGGCCAGCCACAUCACAAAGCUGGGGGAUCACAACCUUGACCAGCAAGAGGUAGAGCUACCCGAGGGCUUAACCAGGGACAACUACCUGGAUGAUGGGAGGUCCAUGUACCUCCAGAGGGGCUCAUCGUUCCUAGCAGGGCAGCAUAGAAUCACGGAGGCGCCCUCGAUGGCCAUGAAGCCCAAAACCCGCGUACGGUCCAUGUCUGACAUUGGGGUACCCCAGAGCGCAACAGUCUACCGGAAUCGGGAGAGCUGGGAGGGUGGCGUGGCCAAUGGGGAGCUCAGCACCCUGGACACCAGGGUUUCUGUGGCACAGCUCCGCCACUCCUACCUGGAGAAUGUCAAUGCCAACAUCAGGAAGCCAGAACCGGAGGCUAAGGUAGAGCUGGCAGCGUUGGAUGUCAGGCCGGAGCGCGAAGGGGGUCCCCGGAGACCCCGCUGCUAUAUCGUCCCCGGUGACGACAGAAAGACUUCUGAGAGGUUCAGGACUCAGCCAAUCACCUCUGCAGAACGACUAGAGUCCGAUAGGACCCAUUUAAGUCCUACAGAGCUACAGAAGACGGAAGGGGAAGAGGAGAAGCUGGAUGAAAGAGCCAAGCUGAGUGUGGCUGCCAAGCGCUCCCUGUUCAGGGAGCUGGAGAAGACCGGUGAUGGCAGUGUGCCCAAGCCGGUAUCCCGCAACGCCGCAGUAGAGAGGAGGCUCAGGCGUUUACAGGAGCGUUCCCACACGCAGCCGGUCACCUCUGAGGAGGUGGUCAUCGCCACCACUGCCCCUGACCCCCAUUCGCAAGCAGUGACCGCCCACACCGCCGCCCCAAGCAUCCCGACCCCCACACUAGUCAGCAGCACAGUGACACGCCUCAGCCUACAAGGGUCCUCGCAGCAGAGCCCCGUCACUCCAGAGACUCACUCAACUGAGGCGGUGAUGACAUCAGCGGUACGAAUAGCAGUGGAAGAAAAGGUACCAGAGGAGCCCGACCUGUCUGCCCUCAGCCUGACAGAAAAGAUGGCGCUCUUCAACCGAUUAGCACAGAAGCCAACAUCCAAAUGGCUGACGGAAGGGGUGGUGAGUGGGGUCGCUCAGCGCAGAGCUUCCAGCCGCUAUCAGACCCAGCCCAUCACCCUUGGGGAGGUGGAGAAGGAAGAGGUUACAUCGGGUGCUCCUCUGGUGCCAAAAGAUGAUGUAGAGGAGCAGCAGAAAGACAUUCAGCCUGAAAGCGUUCAGAAUGGAGGAAAGGUCAAGCCUGAACCUCUGUCGGCCCUGCUGGUCCGGCAGAGCCCAGCACAUACCACCACGGUUUCGGUUGCCCACGUGGGUGAUGUCCACCUGAGCAGAUCUGCCACCAUUGCAUUCAGCCCGGGGGUGGGGGCCAGCGAGUUGGAUGCCACUCCGGUUCCGCCCAAACGCCGCAGCCCCGCCCGUAUCAGUGACAUCAGUGCCCCCAAACCACCAUCCCCGCCCCACCUGGAUCGGUCGACAGAAAUCAAAAGCUCCUCCCACAAUAUUUCAUUGGUCGGGCUGCGGCAGCAGGCGGGGACAGAAGCAGAGCUUGGUGACAGCUGUGGAGCUGCAGGGGGCGGGGCUAGUUGGAGGAAGCCCCGCCCCCCUAAGGGGGAGGACGAAGUGAAACAUCCACCAGCCAUCCAGCCGAGCCCAUGCAGUGAAUGUGGCCCCACCCCGCCCUCAAGGCAAGGCGCCCCCCCACGGAGACCCGAGAGCACAGUCGCCCCGGCAACAGAAGAACAUGGGGGCCUUGUGAAGGAAUUGAGGACGUCCUCACAGAACCUGUACGAGACAGAGACGACGGUAGCGGUGCACUCUCAGACCACGGUGUCAGAGCUGCAGGAGAGCAGUGUCUCUGCAAGAGCAGCGGCUUCAGCGGCUCCCAGGACCGGCUCCCAGCCUCCGCCCGAGCAGCAGUCAGGCGAGGCGACCCCGGCAGACCGCCAGGGAGAGGACGCAGACGGGAUGUCAUCGCGGCAGAUGUCCAUCAAGGAGAGGGUGGCCUUGCUGAAGAAGAGCGGGGAGGAGGACUGGAGGAACAGGAUUAACAAGAAGCAGGAGGCGAUACAGGUGGCAGAGAGUGAGACACAGCUGUGGGAGCAGGAGCAGAGUCUCAAGAAAACGGAGGAAGGGAGGGUGAUUGAUGACUUGGCAGUGUCUGAUGAAUUCUGGGAUCCUGUCUUUUCCUGCACAUACUCUCCUCCUCCUCCUCCUCUCCCUGCUGGGCAAAUGAGCCAGCUCAUUGAUUCCCAGCCCCAGGCCAGCCCCCCCAGUACCACAGAGCCUCCCACCAGACAGGUGGAUCACCUUCACCCAUGGAGACGGAAGCGCAUCGGCGAGGAGAAUGAAGCCGAGAUGACUAUCGAGGAGAGGAAACAGCUAAUUAGCUCCAAGGAGGAGACAUGGAAAUCCACUGGCCAGGGGGCAGCCAACGACUCUUCUCAAUUCACUGUGGCUGCGCGCAUGGUCAAGAAAGGAUUAGCUGCGCCCGCCAGUCUCCUAACCCCGAUAAUCUCCCCCCUGGGUAUCCAUACGCGUGGCAACAUGGCUGCCAUCAGCAAACCCCAGGAAGAAAUUGAGGUGAGACCAGAUAUGAACCUGGAAUCUGAUCGAAAGCUUGACAAAUUGGAAUCCUUUCUUGGGCGGAUAAACAGUAAAAUGGCAGGCCUCCAGGAGACAACUCUAACUGUAACGGAGAAGGCCGUCAAGGAGGUGAUGAAGCUGGACGAUGAGAUCUUCUCUAAGUUCUACAAAUGCAUGACUGAUUUUCCUCGAAUGAGUGGCAGGAUAGAGAUCGAUGAAGACUUCGACGCCAUCUUUGGCACACAUACGCCCAAGCUAACAUCUGCCAUGGUGCAACACAAGCGGGAGGUCCGGCCACUGCGGAAGGUGCAGGCAUCGCGCAACCCGCUGAAGAUGCUAGCGGCACGUGAGGAUAUCCGGCAAGAGUAUACAGAGCAGCGGCUCAAUGUGGGCGUGCUGGAAUCCAGGAGGAUGAAGAGCGAGAAAAUGUCAAAAUCCUCCAGCUACUCCGAGGCAGCACUGGCGGGCCUGGCCAGCAAGGAGAGCUUCAGCAAUAUCAGCCUGCGCAGUGUCAGUAUCUCCGAGCAGAUGUCCAACAACAGUGCCGUGCCCUACAAGACGCUCAUGCUCAUGCAGGUCAAAGGCCGGAGGCACGUGCAGACGCGGCUGGUGGAGCCAAGGUCCUCCUCUCUGAACAGCGGCGACUGCUUCUUGCUAGUGACACCCCAGCACUGCUUCCUGUGGAUCGGAGAAUUCGCCAACGUCAUCGAGAAGGCCAAGGCUGCUGAACUGGCCAUGUUCAUCCAGACUAAGCAUGACCUGGGCUGCCGAGCAGACCAAGUGCAGACCAUCGAGGAGAACGCUGAGAGCCAGGCUCAUGUGCUCAACGAGUUCUGGAACAUUCUCGGGGGACAGGACAGUUACCAACCGACUGGACCCCCUGAGGAAGACGAGCUAUACGAAAGCGCCAUAGUGGAGACCAACUGCACAUAUCGCUUGGUGGACGACAAGCUGGUCCCUGAUGAUGACUUCUGGGGAAAGGCUCCGAAAUACUCUCUGCUGGACUCCAAAGAGGUUCUGGUGUUUGACUUCGGCAGCGAGGUCUACGUGUGGCACGGAAAGGAGGUGACGCUAGCGCAGAGGAAGGUGGCCUUCCAGCUGGCCAAGCACCUGUGGAACGGCACCUUCGACUACACCAACUGUGACAUCAACCCUCUGGACCCAAGCGGCUGCAAUGCGCUCAUACCCAGGAAAGGCCAGGGGCGGCCUGACUGGGCGGUCUUUGGCCGGCUCACGGAGCACAACGAAACCAUCCUGUUCAAGGAGAAGUUCCUGGACUGGAAGGAAUCUAAGAAACCAGCACAGCAGAACGACAAUGAGCAAGUCAGCGAGCAGAAGGAGCAGCGGGGCUACACGUGCCAGCCGUACAACGCAUCACUGAUGCUGCCCGUGCUGCAGACACCGGUCAGCAUGAUGCUGGAGGGCGUGGACGUGGGCAGGGGCUACGGCCUGCUGGAGGGUGACGACCACCGGCGCUUCGAGAUCAGCACGCUGGGCGUGGAUGUCUGGCACAUCCUGGAGUUCGACUACAGCCGGCUGCCCCGACAGAGCAUCGGCCAGUUCCACGAGGGCGACGCGUACGUGGUCAAGUGGCGGUACAUGGUGAGCGCAGCAGUGGGCAGGAGGCAGAACCCCGAGCAGAUCCGUGUGGGUGGGACUGGCAAGGAGAAGUGCUGCUACUUCUUCUGGCAGGGUCGGCACUCCACGGUGAGCGAGAAGGGCACAUCGGCUCUGAUGACUGUGGAGCUGGACCAGGAGCGCGGCGCCCAGGUGCAGGUGCAGCAGGGGAAGGAGCUGCCGUGCUUCCUGCAGUGCUUCAGCGGCGGGAUGAUUGUGCACUCGGGGAAGAGGGAGGAGGAGGAGGAGAACACGCAGAGUGAGUGGCGCCUGUACUGCGUCCGCGGCGAGGUGCCGGUGGAGGGCCAUCUGCUGGAGGUGCCCUGCCACUGCAGCAGCCUCCGCUCCCGGGCUUCUAUGAUCCUCCUCAGCGUCAACCAGGCAGUCAUCUACCUGUGGCACGGCUGCAAGGCCCAGCCACACACGCGCCAAGUAGGCCGGACGGCGGCCAAUCGGAUCAAAGAGCAGUGCCCCCUGGAGGCGGGCCUGCACAGCAGCAGCAAAGUGACCAUUCACGAGUGCGACGAGGGGGCGGAGCCCACGGGAUUCUGGGAGGCGGUGGGAAGGAGGGAUAGGAAGGCCUACGACUGCAUGCUGCAAGAUCCUGGGAAGUUCAACUUCACUCCACGGCUCUUCCAGUUGACCAGCUCGUCGGGGGAGUUUCUGGCAGAGGAGUUCUUCUACCCCUCCAGGGUGGCUGAGCUGGUCAGCUCGCUGCCCUUCCUGCAAGAGGACCUGUAUGCCGCCUCCCAGCCAGCCCUCUUCCUGGUGGACAACUUCCACGAGGUGUACUUGUGGCAGGGCUGGUGGCCCCAGGACUGCGAGAACACAGGCUCCGCCCGCAUCCGGUGGGACGCAGACAGAAAGUGCGCCAUGGAAACGGUGCUGCAGUACUGCAAAGAGAAGAAUGAGAAGAAGCCGCAGAAGUCGUACCUGAUCCACGCUGGCCUGGAGCCCCUCACCUUUACCAACAUGUUCCCCAGUUGGGAGCAUCGGGAGGACAUCGCUGAGAUCACAGAGCGGGAAGCUGAGGUAUGCAACCAGAUCAUCCUAGUCGAGGAGGUGCUGGCACGGUUGUCCAAGAGUUGCUACCCGCUGGAGGAACUCUUGGCACGACCCCUUCCAGAGGGGGUGGACCCACUGCGCUUGGAGAUCUACCUGUCAGAUGAGGACUUUGAGGAUAUAGGGGCUCCUGAACGGAGAGCUCUGGGGAUGAGCCGAGAUGAAUUUGAAGGAUUGCCUGGAUGGAAGCAAGUGAACGUGAAGAAGACCAAGGGUCUGUUUUAGAGAGAAUGCAGUCUGCGGUGGUCAGGGUGCAGUCGAAGAGGGGAGGAGCUCACCAGCCGGCCGCUGGCGUCGAUCCAACCUCCCACCGGAAGGCACGAAGGGAAUCGCAAGUGCUGAAUGGGCAUGGAACAGAAUCGGUCAAACCUCCAGGAAGCAGUUGGAGACAUGGGCAUCUGUUCCCCGGGGGCUUUUUUGGGUGUUCUUCUUUUUCAAUUUUAUGUCUUUGUAGAAGGGUUCCCAGUGUUUUAGAGACGCUUUUUUCCAGGGGCUGUCAAGAAGCUGCUUUUAAAACAUGCACAUGUCCUUUUCACUGACCAGUACCAUCUACCAUAUACCCCCGAGUAACAAACAAACCAGUCACGUACAGCCUGUCUAUCCAAAGCAUUUUCUUUUGUGUGUUUGUGCAAUAUAUAAAUAAUUUGUAUUUAUGUAAACACCUAAUAAUGAAGGAAAAAACAGAUGUGUUCAUACUGAGGGGUCAUAUGUUGUGUCAUAUGUUGAUAGGAAUGUUAAUUUUCUGUUGACUCUUAAAUGGAAGCAAUGGAGAAAAAAAAUAUAUUCAUGCCAAGGAUUUACUUUUUUUUAUUUUGCAUUCUGACGUGUCUGUGACCCUCUGCUUACAGGUGCUAAGAUCCAAUUUGUAAUUUAAAGGCAUGGAAUUAAAAUUUCCUUGUGCGUUUAAACCAUGUAUAGUGCCUUGCUUUUGUGUACAGUUUAUAUACAGAAGGAUUUUAGUCUGCGUUUCAGAAGAACCUCUUUGUGAUAUAAAGGAAAUGAGACAAAAUAAAAUCUUUAAAUCCC
Molecule: messenger RNA, 9691 nt
Organism: Brienomyrus brachyistius
Lineage: Eukaryota; Metazoa; Chordata; Actinopteri; Osteoglossiformes; Mormyridae
Product: supervillin-like
Exons: 43
Coding region: 1166-8890 (2574 amino acids)
Biological process (GO): actin polymerization or depolymerization; actin filament severing; barbed-end actin filament capping
Cellular component (GO): actin cytoskeleton; cytoplasm
Molecular function (GO): actin filament binding; phosphatidylinositol-4,5-bisphosphate binding
Source: RefSeq, a predicted model, not a curated record